Messenger RNA from Cylindrotheca closterium, 2367 nucleotides. Lineage: Eukaryota; Bacillariophyta; Bacillariophyceae; Bacillariales; Bacillariaceae. The record is from the annotation of a GenBank genome assembly.
AUGAACCAAACGUCUCCAAGUCCAUCACCGAAAAAGAGAUGCUCCACUGAUAUCAAGCUUCGAAUUCGAGCGCUGCGUCAAUCAGGUUGCUGUUUGGACGACAAUGAAGAAGACGAGGAGACAAACUCAUCGGGACAGAGGACGCGGCAGGAGAAUCAACCAGUAGGCCAAUCUCCUGACCUAAACACCAGGUCUAAUUUAUUGACCAACCACAGCGGCAACAAAUCUUACAUGGAUCAGCUGCCAUUGACUCCAAGCAUUAUUGUGAAUGAUGUUGUUGACGAGGCCCAAGAUCCGUCGUCAUCAUCGUCAUCAUCAUCAUCAUCCUCCAAUAAGAUACCUUCUGCUGACAUCACGACAGCUGCUGCUGCUGCUGCUGAUGGGUGUUUCAUCCCACCAUCUUUCACGCUUGGAUCCGUUGACAGCGAUGAGGAUAAGGAACAGGAGGACGAACACAGUUUGACCGGCAGCAGCUCGACCAGCAGUGACGACGACGACGACAUAUUGCUUUCCUUGGAUGAUUUUGAUUUGGGCAUUCAACAAAAACCCUUUUUGAAAUGGGGAAGUGAGGCCUUUGUUUCGGUAUCCAUCAAACAACGAGUAAGGACAACAGCUCCUGCUGCUAUUACUGCUAUUACUGCUGCUGAUACUACCACGGAUAAUGAUGAAGCGAGCAUUCAAGACACAAAUGAUGAUGAACUUCGGCAGCUGGCCAACACGCAUGGAAUUGGUCAAGAAGAAGAAGAAGAGCAUCAUCAACAAAUUGUGCAAGUCACGACGGCGGACGAAAUGUCACUUUCGUCCGAGAGUAGUACCGAGGAAGAGGAUGACGAAGUUUUUAUUUAUCGGGGACGACAUCGUUACGAAGCUCGUCGCGAUCCUCACACUGUUCGUAAGGUAAAAGUGCACAAAUCGGUGGGAACCGAAAUUCCAAAUCGGGCCUUUCAAUAUUGCUCGUUGCUGACUCAAGUACAGUUGCCCAAGAAGGGUUUACUAAAAAUUGGAAUCGGUGCCUUUGAAGAUUGUUCGCAAUUGCAAGACAUUGAAAUUCCAUCUACGGUCAUUGAGAUCAAGACGAAUGCCUUUUGGUCCUGUCGGAGUUUGAGACAUUUGGUACUGCCAGAAGGAUUGCAAAUUGUGGGCAUUGGAGCCUUUGCCUAUUGCGAAUUUGAAACGGUGGUGUAUCCAUCCACCCUCAAAGAAAUUGGGGACGGAGCCUUUCAUUGGAACUCUGUAUUGACUACAGUCUAUCUGAAAGAGGGUCUCAAAAAGAUUGGCAAGGAUGCCUUUAGUCACUGUGAAUCGUUGGUAAAUGUCAAUAUCCCUAGAACUGUCAAGCAAAUAUCCAAAGGUUGCUUUGAUGGUUGUGGACAACUCAUGUCAGCAGAGUUAUCACCCAGUCUCAAGAAUAUUGGAAACUACGCCUUUCACAUGUGUGACAAGCUCCGACUGAUCUAUCACGAAAACUUUCUUGGCAAUGGCGCCUUUUUCUCUUGUACUGAUCUUUAUGUUCCUUUGAAUCACCACAGCGUGUCGCGCUUUGUAGACGAGUGUGAUGAUCAGACCCAAAAUUGGAAUGCUUUUAUUUGCCACAUGGUGGCCAAGCGAUUUGAAGAUUUGCCACUCCAUCGAUUGUGCUACAGACAGGCUUGUGAAUCCCAUUCAAAUCAAGUCACUCAUCCAGAACGAAUUAGUACUAGACAAGCGAUGAUGAUUCCAACAUAUGACGACGACGACAGCAUCAUGGAUCUUGUGGAUCCUUAUGGAAUGACAGCAUUCCAUAUACUGGCGCUCUCGGUCCGACCCAACAACGUUGAUUUGUUUCAACAACUGCAAAAAGUAUACCCGAGAAAGGCACUGACCAUGCAAGAUUACUGGAAGACUACGCCAUUGGAAUACUUGUGUUUGAACAGGGCUCCUGGUACAGUGGAAAUCUUACAGUCGAUGAUGGAAUGGGGAUUCGAGUCUCGAAUUCUGCAAUUCCUUGGUUUGGUCCAAUGGAAACAAGAAGUUCUAUUCGAAAUGGACGGCCUUCUUGCUUCUUUUGGUACCAUUCCAAUCAGUGAACGAAGAGGACAGUUGCAUCAAUUUUUACUCAAGCUCUUGGACCAUGAACGACUCGAGGCGCUGUCCUUGUUGGAGUGCGCCUGUUGGAAAGCCAAACUACUGGAGCAGCAAGCAGCAGCAGCUAUUAUGAUAGAGACGGAUGGUGGUGCUACUACUGACUUAAUAUCAUCAUCAUCGGUAUUUGAUGCUGGAGACGAACGAUCAUUUUGUCGAUUUCGGUGUGGUGCAGAUGUCAUCAUUGUGAAUGCCAUGUCCUUUCUCGGUCCAGUAGCGCUGCCAAGCACUUCGGCUUCGGAAUGA